AUGGGGAAAUGGAUCGGGGGCUCCUACCUUCCCGACAAUGCACCGGAACGUCUAAGUGAGUAUGUGUACCAUGGAACCGACAAGAGUCUCCUAUACAAAUAUAUCUGGCGCCCGCUUUGUGUACGACUCGUGACGUACUUGCCGGUGUGGCUCUCAGCGAAUGUCAUCAGUGUCAGUGCUCUUGCAUUUGUGUUUGCUACGCAUCUGUUGCUCGCCUGGUACGUGCCAAAGCUUACUGUAAAGGAUAGUCUUGACAUGGGUGAGGGCGACAGUCGGUUUGCGAUGGAGUAUAUCCUAUCACCACACCCAUUUGUAUUUGUCCUUGCCGCCCUCGCACUGCUGGCGUACCCUAUCCUUGACAAUCUGGACGGACAUCAGGCGCGCCGAACUCGCACAGCGUCGCCGCUCGGGUUGAUUGUGGAUCACGGCUGCGACGCAUUCAACUGUGUAAUCGCUUCUCUCUCUGUCGCCUCAUCUCUAUCAGCGGGACCAACGUGGAAAACGUGGGCGUUGAUGCUCUCUAUGGUGAUAGCGUUUUUCAUGAACACAUGGGAAGAGUACUACAUUGAUGAGCUUGUGCUUCCACUCAUAAAUGGACCGAAUGAAGGUGUCUUGGUUGGCAUUAUCAUGUAUUUCUUCACUGCGUGGGUAGGGGGACCACGAUGGUGGUAUGUUAACGGUGUAACUAUACCGCAUUCAUGGCUUCCUGUUGUGCUGUCACAGGCACCUCCAUUGGCUGCUGUGGAAGUGGAAAAAAACGUCUUGGGGGCAAUUUGUCCUUGGAUUGCUCCUCGUUCUACUGGUGGGGCGGCUUUCUCUAUGUUUCCCAUGCUUCUUGGGCUUAACUGCAGUGAUACGUAUGUGGCUGCCCCACCACUCCCCCUCAGUUCAGCAAGUAAUCCGACUAGUGCUGCGUACAUUGGCCACAGUACAUUGCAGAAUGUUGUAAUUAGGCUCUACGACACGGAGGAUUCUAGAAGUGUGAGAAUACGCUACAAUACGAUCGGUAUUUUAAUAUUGAUAGUAAGCUCGGCCGCUACAAGUGUGGGCAACAUGAUUCGAGUGUACCGUGCAGUGCGCCAACCCAUAGAUAAGAGCAAAUAUGGCUCAGGAUGGUUAGUGCGUAACAUGCCGUUUGUACACGCCCUCACGCGCCUACUGCCCCUUGCGGUUAUAACGCUCUUUGCCACGCUAUGGUUUUUAACUUCGCCGGAUAAUGUCUUUAGGAGACAUCCGCGCAUUUUCUGUUGGACAGUGGGACUUUUAUACACUAAGUCUGCUAUUCAUCUGAUGAUCGCGCACGUCUGCGGUGUGGAGUUUAAUCCAUUUCGCCGCACCCUGUGGCCAUUUUUAUUCCUCAGCGCUCACAUGGUACUGACGUAUUGCCGCAACAUUCUUCACAUGACACAAUGGUAUCAGUCACCUAGUCUCUCGCUGUGGUUACGUUCUCCGACUAAAGUGUGGAUUGGCCUCCCCGAUGAGGAGCAUGUCCUGUGGGCACUCUUCACGCUGAGUCUCCUGGCCUUUGUCCAUCUCGUCAUUAACGUUGUGAGGGAGACGGCAGAGGCGUUGGGGGUUUCUAUUUUCACAGUGCCUCACAGCAACCAGGAGGCGCUACGGAAACAGAUUGAAGAGGAGCGGGCCAAGAAGCACAAAUGA
This is a messenger RNA of Trypanosoma grayi, 1659 nucleotides long. Its product is annotated as aminoalcohol phosphotransferase. The transcript has a single exon. The record is from RefSeq and is a predicted model, not a curated record. The coding region runs from base 1 to 1659 and encodes 552 amino acids. Gene Ontology annotation, molecular function: phosphotransferase activity, for other substituted phosphate groups. Gene Ontology annotation, biological process: phospholipid biosynthetic process. Gene Ontology annotation, cellular component: membrane. NCBI's taxonomy places the organism in Eukaryota, Euglenozoa, Kinetoplastea, Trypanosomatida, Trypanosomatidae.